AAAAAAAUGGCGCUGUCAAAAAAAUUCAAGUUACCUAUUGUGUUGGUAGUUUUUCGUUGGUUUGUCUUCUUCGUACUUAAUAAUUUCGUAAAUACCUACUUUGAACUAAUACUUACAAUUGAAGAACACCUAUUGCUAGCCGAAGUCUAUCCAUAUGAUAUAGAAAUGAAUAAAAAUUACGAAAGAUGUACUCACUGUAAUCGCAAAAAAUGGCUUACUACUGGGUGUCUUCGCAAAUGGUUGAAACCAAUGGAAUGUAAACACCCGCAACGAACUAUCGAUAGUAAAAGAGAUUAUAAUAAUACAGAUAUAGUGAAUUGUGUGUUUCUACCUGAUCGCAAGUCACAAGCAAACACAAAUAAAUUUGUUAAAUUCUGGAAAAACAAGUUGUUUAUUACAGGUAGUGUUAGGUCUUUGCAAAGAUAUUUUGGUCACAAAAGCAGUAGCAGUGAAUACAUAUGCAGCUUAACCAAAAGAAGCCAUCCUUCUACGUCUUCCGAGAAACAUACAACUUAUUCAGAUUGCGAUUUUAAAGAAACGGAACCCAAGAAAGAAAUGAUAAAGUGCCAACAUGCAGAAGGGCAUUUAGUUUUGCGAGGACAUCAUCAACACACUUCUCUUGAAACAUGUGCUAUUUACUGUCAGUUAUCCAAACAUGGUUGGUAUUGGGGAGGUAUAACUUCAAGUGAAGCUGAAGAACUCUUGGCCGGACAGCAUGAUAAUGUAUUUCUUGUUAGAGAUUCUUAUGAUUCUCGGCACAUAUUGUGUGUUUCAUUCAGAUGUGUGGGUCGUACAUUACAUGCUCGACUUAGACAUGCAAAUGGUUUAUUUUCUUUGAACAAUGAAACAUUUGUACCAGUUAACAGAAUUUCUGAACACUGUGCAGCUGUGGAUGUAAAGUCUAACUUAUUUGAAAUGCCAGUUAAAUUAGCAAGACCAUUAAACAGGGGUAAUUAUGCUCCAAUCUCUAAAAUGUUUUAUCGCUUGAUAUGUCCAAAUCGCGCGGACGACGACGAUGACGCGGUGCAGGAGCUCGAGAGGUUGACGGAAGAGGCGGUGGGGAGGGGGGAGAGUGUACUCGCUAUAUCACUGGAUAUAGGGAGUGCAUUUAACACGGUCCCCUACAGCUGCAUCACAAAGGCCCUGCACCACCAUGGGGUGCCGUUGUACCAGCGGCAAGUGAUUGAGGACUACCUGCGAGACAGAGAGCUCCUAUGCAAUGACUCCAGCGACAUCGUCAAGGCGUGGAGCAUGAGGCAAGACGAAGAUGACACGUUGAUCGCUGUUCGGGGCAAAACCUAUGAAGACAUCCGACGGCUGGGGUCAGCGAGUGCCUCGCAGGUUGUCAGGAGGAUAAGCAUGCUCGGCAUAAAGGUGACAGCUGAAAAAACAUGGGCUAUAAUGUUCUAUAGCUACAGGGGCAAGUUACUGGCCGGGGCCUAUGUCAAGGUGGAUGAAGCCAGAGUGCCCAUAGAGUCCACCCUGAAAUACCUGGGGCUGGUGCUGGAUGCAAAGUGGCGCUUCGAUGCUCAUUUCAGGGUCCCCCCCCCCCCGUGGGCCCUGGAGGCGAAGACACUAUCCCGCCUAUAUUGGGAAAGGGCGAAGGCCUGGCAGAGAGAGGACCGAUUAGCACCGGAGAAAGUUAUCGCCCACAGGCGACGACUGGAGGAACUCGUCCUGGAAGAGUAG
This is a messenger RNA of Chilo suppressalis (striped riceborer), 1689 nucleotides long. The record is from the annotation of a GenBank genome assembly. Lineage: Eukaryota; Metazoa; Arthropoda; Insecta; Lepidoptera; Crambidae.